ACGUGAGGAGGGCGGGGCUUCCCGCUUGUUAUUUUGAAAGGAAAGCGUCGGAUACUCAGUAACGGAAUAGUUAAGGGCCUCUCCGGACUGUGUGGGAAGAGGAACUCCUGAGUUCGGGUGGAGCCGGAAAAAACCUACCUCAUACCUUGGUCUGGUUUUCAUUCGACUUCCUUCCAGGCGGUGGGAGAAGGGGAAGAAAUUCUCCCCAAAAGUCCAAGAGAGGAGCGACAGAAACCAAACGGAGACACGGCGCCUUCGGUCACGUCACUCAGGUGAAAACUAGGUGGUGCUUCUCGGAGUAGCCCUUAAAAGGAUGAAAAGGCAACAGAGUUUGACAGAUUUGUUCAAUAAGAAACCAAAAUCAGAACCAGUUGUAUCAGAAUUGGCCUUGGAUUGUACAAAACAGUCACGAGCACAACCACUCCAUCUUGAAGAAAGCAGCACGUCAAUUAUUGAAAUAAAAAACGAUAACUUCAAAAUUGAAAAUAGUCUUCCUGAAUGCUGGACGGUGCAACAGUAUAACAAUUUUAAAGAAAAAUAUGACGGACUGGUAAUUUCUAACAAAAAGUUAGGUUGCGAGUAUUGUGCAAAAUAUGACUUCACAAAAGAGAAAAGUGUUCAUGUGUCAAAAGAAUGGAAAUGCUUUCAGAUUGAGGCAUCAGGAAAAAAUAAACAGGUACAACAGGCUUCUCUAAGAAAAAAAAUGAAAGAACAUUUUUCAUCAAAAGCUCAUAACAUUUGUGAAGAGAAUUUAAAACAAUGUGAGCAGGAUUCAGUAACAAAAGUAAUAGAUACGAUGGAUGAAAAAUAUUUACGUACCACUUGUAGAGUAUUUAAUACAGUUUACAGCCUGGCAAAAAGAUGUAAACCGUUUUCAGACAUAGAAGCUGAGAUAGAAGUGCAAAUUAAAAAUGGAUUAGAUAUGGGAAUAGGAUUACAUUCACGUAAAACUGCUGUGAAAAUAGUUGAUUUCAUUGCAAAGGAAAUUAAAAAAGAAAUAUUUACUAAAAUUGUUGAAAAGAAUCUGAAAAUAUGUUUGAUUAUUGACGAAGCCUCAACGAUAUCUUGCAAACCAGUUAUUAUACUUUUCUUAAAAGUUGAGGAUUCGGUUACAUCACCAACAAUUUUCGUUGAGCUAGUUGAAUUGGAAAAACAAGAUGCAGAGACAAUAUGUUCUUCAGUUAUGGAAAGUUUAAAUAAUGUUGGGCUUACCAAGAACUACCUAGAAAAGAAUUUAAUAGGAUUUUGCUCCGAUGGUGGCAGCAUUAUGCUUGGGAGAAAAUCUGGAGUGAGCACUAGGAUAGCAGAAGAGUUUCCAAACAUCAUAAUAUGGCACUGUUUAAACCAUCGCCUCCCUCUUGUUUUAGAUGACUCGAUAAAAGAAAUAAAGCAAGUAAAUCAUUUUAAAAUAUGUAUUAAUAAGAUAUAUACUAUUUUUCAUCAAUCCAAUAAGAACCCAAUUGAACUUACCAAGAGAAGUUGCCUAACUGUUUCUAAUAUAUCAAACACAAUGACUAUUAGUCUAAUCGGCCUACCUCUAAAGGAAUGGGAUCCUACUCCCACAGUGAAAAGAUGGUUAAGGAUAAAUCACACAGCCGAUGAUGCUCGGAUAAAAGUGAAGAAAAUUGCAAGUGAGGAUGCCAAUCAAGAAGCAAUAUGGAAAUAUCUUAAAUAACAGUUUUAUUGUUUUUUUGUCAAGUAUUUUUUAAUAUUUUUCAUUAGUAUUUUCAAACUUAUAACAAUC
Molecule: messenger RNA, 1744 nt
Organism: Protobothrops mucrosquamatus (brown spotted pit viper)
Lineage: Eukaryota; Metazoa; Chordata; Lepidosauria; Squamata; Viperidae
Product: KIAA1586 ortholog
Exons: 3
Coding region: 314-1675 (453 amino acids)
Biological process (GO): protein sumoylation
Molecular function (GO): SUMO ligase activity
Source: RefSeq, a predicted model, not a curated record